AUGCUGCUUGUGACAGCGCUAAUCAGUGCUAACGGUGGUGCAGAUGAUAACCGUGGUCAACGUAAUGAUCAUGGAAACAAUCAAUGUGGUGAUCUUGGAGGUGUCACCUUUCAAAUUAGACUAGACUAUAGCACUUUUUCAGCCUACGAAGUAGUGCAACUUCAUGGAGACGGCACAACUACUUCAAUUGACAAUACAGAAAAUGGUUUUAGUCCACAAGCCGGAGUUGAGGCUCAACCGUAUAGUGCUCAACUUGGAGAAUGGAAAUGUCUUGGAAGAAAUAGAGUUGAAAUUCGCACUGCUAAUUAUAAUUAUCAAGUUGCUGGCAGUUCUACUCCAAGUACAUUGGCCAUUAAUUAUGUCGUUUUGAAUUGGGCAAAAAAUUCAGAUUCUGCCCAAGGAACAUUCAGAUUUGCUUAUUUUGCACUCGGCAGUUUCCUCACUAAUACCAAAGCACAACCAUUGCCUGGCAAAUCAUUUGGACCAUACCCAGUCAUCGGUCGACGACUUUGUUUCUUUAAACUCUAA
Rotaria sp. Silwood2 is the source of this 528-nucleotide messenger RNA. The record is from the annotation of a GenBank genome assembly. NCBI's taxonomy places the organism in Eukaryota, Metazoa, Rotifera, Eurotatoria, Philodinida, Philodinidae.